UUCGCAAAAGCAGGUGUACCGCUAAAACCACCUCCCCCUGUCCACCACGUAAAACCCAACGACAAAAACAAGAGAAGGAAAGCGAGGGGGAAAAAAACACAGAGAACUACAAGACCACGGUGAUCCGCUUACGGCUGACUUGCAUGGUUAGUUUUCCUGCUGGUACGAAAUACUAAGACCUGCGCUCUAUUCUCCUGCGAUUCAUUUGGCAAUAAAAACGAGAGGCGUCACUUUCUUCAAAGUUUACUGAAACAAACUACCAUAUUGCUGGAGCUGUCAUUUUUACGCUUUCACCCCAAAUAUUUACUCAAUAAAAUUUUUGUGUUUUCUCCGAAUACCUUUCUUUUCACACAAUAUUGAUACAGAACAACAGGAACUGUUUCAUCAUUGGAACCCUACAGCGAUUUGAGCGACGGAAAAAAAUGAACGUCACUUUAUUUAACCAGACUGUCCUCACACAGGGAUUGUUCUUCAACAGAAGCCAGGACUUGGCCGGUACCCUGGUGGGCUGCUGUAACGGGAGCACCAUAGCCACAAGUGACGGAACUUCGCUGGUUCUGCCUCCGGAUGAGCGCAAACUCUUCGUUACGCGGGUGGUCCAGAUAGCGGUGCUGUGCGUUUUGUCACUAACGGUGAUCUUUGGCAUCUUUUUCCUCGGUUGCAAUCUGAUGAUCAAGUCAGAAAGCAUGAUCAACUUUCUCGUGAAGGAGCGGAGACCGUCUAGGGACGUGGAAGCGGUCAUCGUCGGGAUGAACUAACCACGGCCGCGCCGCGGGAGUGAGUGCACUGCUGGCGCGCAACCUGCUCAUGGAUGUCGCCCUCGUACUUGGUUUCCAGGGUGGCUAGAGAUAUGCAAAGUAUUUCGAUUAGGAUGUGAGAAUAUUUUAAUCGCCGGUAAUGAUCGCGAAGAAGAAAGUAAAUCCAGCAUGCCCUGUUGCUUUCGGAAAGUGGCGUCAUUGUUGUAAUUCACUGAAACAAGUUCGUUAGAAAUGAAACAUGAAUGUCUUGCCGUUCCGCGUGAACUUUCGGGAAACGUGCGUUUUCCUCUUUUUACUCCGAGAAAAACAAGGAAUGUUAAAUCUAAUUAUUUCCUCAUCCUCGUUUUUAACGUUACCUUCCUUUGAUUCCGGAGGGUAAAAACUUUUUUUAACCUCUGAAUUUUAUUGUUACGAUCAGUGUUUAUUGUAAGGCUUCAUUGAACCUUUACAGAUGUCAACACCUAACGCAUGGGAUUCGUGCAUGGGAUACGUAAAUGAGUAGAGAUUAUGUGAAUAUUCUGUAUGAUGAUUUUUUUCCCCCACAUAUAGGCUUGUUUUUAAAAUGCACGCACGGAGAAGCUCACUAAAUUGCAGGGAAUGCGCAUGUUUAAUUAAAGUCGUUUUUGCACUUUCUUCAAGGAUGGUAUUCCUGAAAGAAUAGCGGUGCUUGUUUGUUUACGGUGAAUCUGAAUACACUGUUUUUUGCACUUUUAUGAAUUUGCAGAAGCUAUAUGAUGUUUUGUAUUCGACUGAAACUUAAAAUAUGCAUGACGCAUUGAAAAUAAAAACUAUGGUUUUCCGGGAUUGUAUAUGCUUACAUUAUUGAUUAUUAGUGGUGAGCAUUAAGGAAUAAAUUGUUCUGUCUGACCAAUA
Paramormyrops kingsleyae is the source of this 1631-nucleotide messenger RNA. It is a transcript of the gene rprml, whose product is annotated as reprimo-like. The record is from RefSeq and is a predicted model, not a curated record. NCBI's taxonomy places the organism in Eukaryota, Metazoa, Chordata, Actinopteri, Osteoglossiformes, Mormyridae.